Molecule: messenger RNA, 851 nt
Organism: Ectocarpus sp. CCAP 1310/34
Lineage: Eukaryota; Phaeophyceae; Ectocarpales; Ectocarpaceae
Source: the annotation of a GenBank genome assembly
AUGCAUCGCUUGAUUAUCUUACCCAACCAACCGGACGACAUCCUCCAGCGGUUGGCGAGAUUCUUCAGCACCCUACUCAACACCAAAUCCCCCACCCUGAACCCACACAUAAUCGAACGAGUGACGCAGCGGCCAGCGACACGUGACACUCAACGGUUGGGAGAUGUUCCAGAACUCGAGGAGAUCGAUGACGACAAACCCUUCGUCCUGGGACACCUCCAUACCAUCCUCGUCAAAGUGUGGAACGGAGGAGAUAUUCCGCGAGAGUGGAAGGAUGCAACCAUCAAGGUGCUGUACGAGAAUGAUGACCGGUCCAACUGUAACAACUACAGGGGGAUUUCGCUACUAUCUCACGUAGGCAAGGUCCCCAUCAAGAUCAUCACCAAUCGUCUAGGCGCCUUCUGCGAAGCCAAAAACAUAAUCCCGGAGGAACAGUGCGGAUUUCGACCCGGGCGAUCCACCGUCGACAUGCUGUUCGUCGUGCGCCGCCUCCAGGAGCUGGGGUGGAGAAAGAAAAUACCGCUCUACAUGUGCUUCGUCGACUUGAACAAGGCGUAUGAUUCGGUGGAUCGAGAGAUGCUAUGGAAGGUGCUGGCCAGGGCCGGGAUUCCCGCGAAGCUGAUCGAAGUCAUCCGCCAAUUCCACGAUGGAAUGCGGGCCCGGGUGCGCAUGAACUAUCGGACUGGUUCUUCGUGACACAGGGCGUGCGACAAGGAUGUGCGCUAUCCCCACUGCUGUUCAACAUCUUCUUCGCCGAGGUCCUCGAGGUCAUUGUCAUCGAUUCAGCGAGGAUGAUGUUGUUCUGCGCAGCAUGGUGUGCUUGGAGGAGGGGAAGACGGAAGCGGGGGGGG